CGUGACAGCUGGUGAACACCACACCAAGGGGGGGAAACGGCAUGUGUCUGCAGGACGGGGCGGAGGCAGGGCUGGAGAGCGUGUCUGCUGGUGCCAGCUCGGGACUCUCUGCCCCAGCCACGGGCCCCGACCUUCCAGCACGCCGAGGGCGGCCAGACCUGCACCCGGACCUCUCCACCUGGCUGGGUCCUUCCAGGGCCUCCCAGAAUAGAAGGUACAGGCUGCAACUGACGAGCAAGGCGGACUUGUCGGGCGCCCAGGGCCCGGCCUCUCCAACGGGAGCUCUCCGAGUGGGCCAGUGCCUGCCGAGGGCCCUCACCCCCAGGAAGCCUCCUCUCGAGAGGGAAGCAGCACGCCGGCAGGGUGACUCCCCGCGUGAGCCUCCGGGCUCAGAAGGGUCAGCAAGUGCCUGGACCGCAGAUGCCUGGACCCCAGAAGGAGGAUGUGACAGUGAGGAGGAGGAGGAGGAAAAGGAAGAACAGGAGGAGGCCGGGCAGCCACCUGCGCCCACGGACACAUCAGGCUCAGAACCCCUACCUGGUGCCCGGGAGCUCGUGGGCCCAGUCCUCGGGGGUGAUGCCGUCAUCGCCCCUUUUCCAUCGCAAAGCAGGACCACCUGUGCCAUAGCGGACGAGGACGAGGCCCCUGGCUGCCUGUGGCUACCCCUGCGGACGCUGGAUGGGCCGAGCCUGCCUGAAGCCGACCCCCUGGACCCCCGAGGAGCCUUCCCUGCGUCCACCUCCUCACCCUCCCCGCCCGCCUCCCCGGCCUCGGCACCCCCCGCGGCCACAUUCCCCGGGGCCUCCCGGCCCUCGCCGCCCUCCUCGGCGGCACCCCAGCCCUCCGGGAAGCCCACAGGGGCUGAGGCCUCGGACCUGGAACGGCGGCUGCUGGACUCAGAGCGGCAGCAGGGCGCCCUGCUCGGCGCCUGGUCCCAGCAGCAGAGCGCGCUGAUGGCCCAGCAGAACCUGCUGCUGCAGCGGCUGGCCGACGGCGUCGAGGCCCUCAACCGGACCCUGGAGAGGCUGGUGGAGGCCCUCCCGACCCGGGGCGCCUCGCCCGCAGUGCCGGAUGGCUCCCCUGGGGGCGGAACGGCCUGCAGGCCAGCUGGAGGCUCCCAGGGCAGCCCCCAGGGCAGGCACACAGGCCAGGAGGUCUUCUCAGGGAUGAUCCUGAAGGUGGAGGAGGAGAUCUAGGGUCUGGACCCCGUGGGCCGCGUGCAGAGCGGGGACUCCGGUCCUGCCCCUCUGAGGGGCAGAGGCGGGGCCUCGAUGGAGCCAGAGAGGACGCUGGACUUCCGCCUGUGGUUGCCCCUUCCAUCCUGCCAUUGUCCGUGGGCCUCAGUGACGCGAAAGGAGGGCCGGCUGAGGUCUACUCAGGGAUGACGCCGGUGGGCGGACCGAGCCCGCUCCGCUCCCAUCCCGCGCUCCGACCGUCGGGGCGAGUGCUGUGGAGUGCAGAACGGGGCGCCUCUCGGCGGGCAGUGGGUGAGUGGAGCUGCGGGAAGAAGCACGCGGGGCGCGGCGCCCCCAAACCACUGCCUCGGGUGUGGGCCCUGGAGUGUGGCUCCGCUGGGCACCCAGGAAACCCCCGGCGUGUGCCCUGGAGUGACUCCCGGAAGCCCCCGUGCUCCGUGGGCGCACGGACUGAGGGGGGCUGGGACCCUGCAUCCUCUUGAUGCUGCCCCGAGGGAACCACGCCCCGUGGGCCUGCGGUUAUUUCUCUCAAUUUUAUGUCUGUGGUGUGGGGUAUAUAUAUGUAUGUGCACAUAUGUUCGUUGGUACUGGAUG
Balaenoptera musculus (blue whale) is the source of this 1790-nucleotide messenger RNA. RefSeq names its product skin secretory protein xP2-like. NCBI's taxonomy places the organism in Eukaryota, Metazoa, Chordata, Mammalia, Artiodactyla, Balaenopteridae. Bases 42 to 1196 code for a protein of 384 amino acids. The transcript is spliced from 2 exons. The record is from RefSeq and is a predicted model, not a curated record.